Molecule: messenger RNA, 3727 nt
Organism: Peromyscus leucopus (white-footed mouse)
Lineage: Eukaryota; Metazoa; Chordata; Mammalia; Rodentia; Cricetidae
Gene: Tnip3
Product: TNFAIP3 interacting protein 3
Exons: 10
Coding region: 86-829 (247 amino acids)
Biological process (GO): regulation of transcription by RNA polymerase II; cellular response to lipopolysaccharide
Source: RefSeq, a predicted model, not a curated record
ACAUCGACACCUCACAAAUGAGAAACAUAACGAGACACUGGUAACCAUCACCCACCAAUGUGAAGAUUAUGAAAGAUGUGAGAGCAUGGAGCUCGAUGACAAAAUCCGGGAUCUGAUAGCAGGCACCCCAGAGGCCACAUUCAGUCACAGAAAUGGCCACUCUUCAAAGACUCUCCGAAAAUCAACUGGCUCAUCUUCCCAGGACAUGGCUGCACGGAGCGGGUCAGGAGCUUAUACAGAGCAUGCGCAGUGUGCUCCAUCAAGAAGACAGGACUUGACAAGUUCUCUUGAACAAAAGAUAAGGCACUUAGAAAAACAGAGGCAAGAGCUCCUGGAAGUCAAUCAACAAUGGGACCAACAAUUCCGAAAUAUGAAACAGUUAUAUGAAAGAAAGGUCCUGGAGCUGAAAACGAAACUGGCAGCCACAGAAGACAUCCACAUCCUAGAGAAGAAACAGAAACAAAGCGUGACAGAGGGCGACAGGCAGCUAGAGGAGAAGGAAAGCCUAAGGGAAGAGUUGCAAGCCCUGAAGAGGGAGAAUAAGCUGUUGAAGGAAAACAAUGCUCUCGAGAGUAGGAAGAAAGAACAUUAUGCAUGUGAAAUUAAACGACUCAACAAGGCUCUUCAGGACGCCUUGACAAUUGGGAGCUCUUCUCUUUCUGAGGGCUCAAGGAAGUGUAAAGGCAGGUGCAGCCAUGCAGAGAUGAGGCCAAAGGUGGAAAGUCACAAGCAGCAGCCAGAGUAUCAGUGGAAUGUUCUUAACCAGCUUCCUCCACAUGUACAGCACAAGGCACAUGGUUUCUCCUCGGAAAGGAAAUUCAACCAAUAGAUGCACGCGCUAGCAGAGAUGAGCGAUGGGCUCUCAGCUGUGGCCACUUUGCUUCUGCAGGACAGCUAUGCAUGUUCUUCUCUGAGCUCUGUCCCUGGUUAUCUUCCUUGUGGCCCAAAUACAGGAAAAAUCAGGACCACUGAGACACGAGAGAGCCGAGAGACACUCCGUAACCAAGUCCCGAUUCUCUCCACAAAUGAGACAGGGCAGCUGAUUGCAUUACAUGCUGUUCCUCAAAACUCUCUUCAACUAACUGCUGAUGGGUUUUCAAAGAUGAUUCCAGGACUUACGUGACUUCAGCUAUGGUGUUGUGACGUUAUAUGCUGAUUUAGAAUGUACAGAUAUCAAGCCAGGCAAGGUGGCACAUUCCUGUAAUUCCAUGGGAAAGUUGAGGCAGGAGGAUUGCAAUGAGUUCGAGACCAGCCUGGGUUGCAACACAAGUGCCAGAUCAGCCAAUUCUCCAUCUCAUAAAAUUAAUAAUACACGAUAUAGUCUUUGGGAGAAAGCCUUCUUCCAUAAUGGCUAACUUAGUUCUUCAUCGAUUUGACAGUUAGACUAUUGAUGAGUAAUAAGUUCAUUAUUACUGAACUUUAAACUAAAUGAAUUUGAAUAGACAAUCAAAAGGCCUAUAGACUCCCCUGAUUAAAGGAGUGACACAAAUUGAAUAAAAUGAUAAACAUGAAACUGUCCUUCCAAUGGAUCACUUUAAAAAUUGUCAAAAGUCGUGAGCCUCUUUUGUCCUUAGGUAAAUUGGAUUAUGAAAGAGUAAUGUCCUGACAGGAUGGUGAUGGCCACCUUCUGUCUAUAUAUAGUUAACAGGAAUUGCCAAAUAUAUGCAUUGAAGUUCUGUCUCUUUGCCAUCUUGUGGAUUUGACCAGUGGUUUAAGAAAACUUAAUUAUGACUUUUUGAACUAAUUAACCUGAAAAUAAUACAUACCUAAGUUUUACUGCAGUUGAAUUACAAAGGAUCUAUCAGAUUUCUAAAAGAGUUCCUGUUUGUAAGAAUGAAUGUUCCUAACAAGAAUGUGACAUCUGCAAAUAUCUCACACUUCCAGAUGAACUUAAAUAAAACUAGGAACAUCCAGGGCAUGUGCAAAUAAAACAACCGGAUCUAUCUAGCUUCACUUCCAAAAUUAUGCGGCUUGUCUAACUCAAACUAUUUUUGUUUUAAUUUGUGGGUGCACACUGCAUAAUGAGAAGGUUAAAAAAAAAGUCUUAGGAAACUAAACAUUUUCCUUUUGGAGAAGCAGAAUGAUCCUGCCUCAUUAGUUUCCAAGCCCUUUGUUUAUGCAGCCAUUUAUCAGAAAGACAAGUCAUCCUUGGGCAUUACUUCAUGUAUUGAAAGGAAAAGUGAUGACUCAGGGCCCUCAAGACCAAGUUCUCAUCACAAAGGAGCUUUAUUUGCCCCAGAGGUACAGAAGGCAGGGAAUAAGAGACAAAGAGGGGGUUUAGGGACGAGAGAGUAGGGGAAGGUAACCAGGGAAAGGAGUCAGGGACAUUUGUCCUACAGGACAACAGACUGCCUCUGGAAAGAGGGGAAACAGAUGAGGCCAUAGACAAAUAAAUGGUGGCUUAUAAAGGUAAAAUGGGAAACCUCAUGUUAGAAUGAGGUGUUUAAUUUUAAUUUGGCAAGUUAAUUAGGUGAGCCAAAGGGGGCUUUUGAUUGCUGAACUUCAGUACCUUGAUUCAGCUACUUUGGUGGUCAGCCUCAGGAGGAGGGAUUGGCCACAUAAGGGAGUAGACUUUGGUGGAUAGCUUUAGGAAUAUAAUCUAAUGGUUUUUAGCAAGGCAGGGGGAAUGGGCGAGAAGGGCAAGGCCUGCCAGAGCCACAUGCUAGCUACAGUAGGCUAGUAUCCCUUCAAGUAUUUCAGAAAAACAACUGUCAGCUCUAAGAAGGCAUACGGCAUAUUGGAAUUCCAUUUCUUCAGAUUGUUAAGAAAAUCAUUGUAAUGUCUGUUUCUCCCGAUAAAUUAAGUCUAUGAAGCAAGAUGUGCUUAUAGAAUAAAAAAUGUACACAUAAGAAAACCCUCUUCACAGGCCAGUAACUAAUGUCUGCAGCAAUAAAAUAUAGUUUAACUAUCCAACUUGACCCUAUUACCAAUUAACAAGGUGCUCAACACUGUCAAGAAUGCAUAAAUGUUAACCUAGGGGAGGAAUAGCCUAAGUUAAUAAGAACUAAUUUCAUUUUUCUCCCAGGGUGGGGGGACUGCAAGUGUGAAAAGGGAACCCUUUAUGCAGAAUCAAACUGUUCCAGAGAGAUUUCAAUCCCCACUCUUCCUAAGUCCCUCUCCCCAGUAACAUGUCUGGAGAAUUCCCUGCUUGGGAUCAUAAUAAGGUUCAUUACCUCAUAUCUGUGGCUCUAUUUUAUUUUCACAUAGAGUUUGUAGACAUUAGUGAGGAACAGCUGUGUUGCUUUGAAAGGAAAGGAGGUCAUGAUGCCUGUCUGAGGACGGAAACAUGAAAGUAGGCACACUUCAAGGCUCUGGGUGAUCAUGGAGAAUUUGAUCUUCAGCUUGAAGGUAUCACAUGAAGGGAGACAUGUGUUCUUUUUGUUUUGGUUGUAACGUGUUUAGAAGAAAACUGCAGGUAUGGUAACACCUGGGGCAGAGGUCAGCCUUGCUUCCUCCUUGCUGGCUUCCCUCUGUUUUAUUCGCUUUAGGCUUUAUUUUCUGUGGUGUAGUGUAUUCACUGAGCUCUGACACCACCAAGAGAAGCAUAAUGAUGUACUUGUGAUGGCUGAUCGAUCUGAAGCUCACAAAAGAUCAGUAAUUUUCCCAGAGGCACGUGACCAGGAGGGGACAGAGCCAAGAUUCAAAACCGAGCACAAAAGGGAGGCCCAGGUGUGUACAUGUCACAGCUCUGUUUUCUAGGAUACUCCAGAAUGUUCUGUCCACUGUG